CAUGCUGGGGAUGGACACAUAGGAUAACACGCUGGGGAUGGACACACAUAGGAUAACAUGCCGGGGAUGGACACACAUAGGAUAACAUGCCGGGGAUGGACACAUAGGAUAACAUGCUGGGGAUGGACACAUAGGAUAACAUGCUGGGGAUGGACACAUAGGAUAACAUGCCGGGGAUGGACACAUAGGAUAACACGCCGGGGAUGGACACAUAGGAUAACAUGCCGGGGAUGGACACAUAGGAUAACAUGCCGGAGGGAUGGACACAUAGGAUAACACGCCGGGGAUGGACACAUAGGAGAACAUGGCGAGGAUGGACACAUAGGAUAACAUGAUGGGGAUGGACACAUAGGAGAACAUGGCGAGGAUGGACACAUAGGAUAAACAUGGGGGGAUGGACACAUAGGAGAACAUGGCGAGGAUGGACACAUAGGAUAACAU
Staurois parvus is the source of this 441-nucleotide messenger RNA. The record is from the annotation of a GenBank genome assembly. Lineage: Eukaryota; Metazoa; Chordata; Amphibia; Anura; Ranidae.